AUGGAUAAAUCACGCCUUCUCUGGCGGGCGCUGUCUCCCUUUCCCUCCCGGCCGACACCACGUUCGCUCAGCAGCUUGCCGUUGCCACUCCGCUCCCCGCGACCGACUCCGCCAUGGACGUGCAAGCAAUGUCUCGGCCAAUCCCGAUCCCGCCCCGCCAUCCACCCAUCCACCCCCCUUCUCCGCCAACAGCGGCGCCAGGCCUCCAACAAUCCCGCCGAUGACCCGGGCUUCACUUCGAUCGUGGACAACCCUCCGCAACUCAUCCGAGCCAACCAGAAACACAACAAAUUUGGCCUGCUCUUCCUCGCCCUCAUCCCCGCCACAGCAUUUGUGCUCGGCUGCUGGCAGGUUCAACGAUUGGGCUGGAAGUCGGACCUGAUAGCCCGCUUUGAGGAUCGAUUGAUCCGAGACCCCCUGCCGCUGCCACCGCAGGUUGACCCCAAUGCCAUCAAAGACUUUGACUAUCGACGCGUCUACGCACGUGGACGGUGGCGGCAUGACCAGGAGAUGCUGAUUGGGCCUCGAGUUCAUGACGGAGAGGAUGGUUUUUUGGUGGUGACGCCACUAGAGAGGACAGGCGACUUCCCGGAUGAGAAAGGAAACACUACAAUCCUGGUGUGCAGAGGGUGGAUCAGCAAGGACAAAGCUGCGCCGAGCAAACGGCCCGAAGGAUUGCCAGAGGGUGAAGUGAUUGUGCAGGGAUUGCUGAGAGAGCCGUGGAAGAAGAACAUGUUCACGCCGGACAACCAGCCCCAGGACAAGAAAUGGUACUUUCCUGAUGUUCAUCAGAUGGCCGAGCAUUCCGGAGCGCAGGCGGUUUGGGUGGAGGAGACGAUGCGGCCGGACUUGUUGACCAGCUAUGCGAGGCUGGAGAAGGGCAUUCCGAUCGGGAGACCACCCGAGGUUAAUCUGAGGAAUAACCACACGCAAUACAUAUUUACGUGGUUCUCACUCUCGCUAGCAACGACCAUCAUGAUGUGGAUGGUGAUCAAGAAGCCUUCCAGUGCAAGGCGAAUCAAGCAGAACAAAGAGUGGUAG
Ramularia collo-cygni is the source of this 1041-nucleotide messenger RNA. Its product is annotated as related to SURF1 protein. Bases 1 to 1041 code for a protein of 346 amino acids. Lineage: Eukaryota; Fungi; Ascomycota; Dothideomycetes; Mycosphaerellales; Mycosphaerellaceae. The record is from RefSeq and is a predicted model, not a curated record. Gene Ontology annotation, cellular component: mitochondrion; membrane. Gene Ontology annotation, biological process: mitochondrial respiratory chain complex IV assembly. The transcript has 2 exons.